CGAAUAUUAUUAUUGGUUACGAGUAGAUCAAACAAUUCGGUGCUGGUUGUUUGCUACUUUAACUCGGGAUGUUUUAGUUGAUGUUCAUGACUUGAAACAUUCUGCUGCUAUAUGGACUAGACUUCAGACUCGCUUUAUGUCUGCUAGUCUACCACGAAGCAUGGAACUUAAACGAUUAUUGUCUACCAUCAAAAAGAAAGAAAAUCAAUCUAUGGAGCUUUAUUUACGAGAAAUCAAGAACAUAGUGGAUCCCCUUGCUGCAAUUAAUUCCCCUGUCUCGGAUAAAGAGUUGCUUGAAUACAUUUUGGCCGGAUUGGGGCCUGAAUAUAAGUCCCUUGUUACUACUGUGUCUUUAUUUCCUCAUGCAUUCCCGUUUGACAUACUGCAACCCCGUCUCAUGGAAGAAGAACAAAAAGUUUUAUCUGAGCGUCAACAGCAACUUUCCGUUGGCCAUCAGGCCUUUGUGGCCGCUGCUGUCAGUGGACAGCAACCAGCCAACUAUCAGCCUCGCGGACGGGGUGGCCGUGGACGGGGUGGCGGUCGCGGUAGAACAGGACGCGGACGUGGCCGCGGUCAGCCACAUCAGUACGGGGCACCGCAGCAGUACUAUGGAGCUCCUCCGCCCUUCUUCGGUCAGCAACCGCAGGCCUCCAUCCCGCAGCACUACACCGGCCAGCAGGGACAGCAACUUUCAGGCGGGCAGUUUCUUGGGGGACAGCAGCCGGGUCCUUCCAGCCAGACCUACGGCAGGCCUCCAGUACCGUUCCAGGGGGUGCAAUCCUCCUUCUCGAGCACUACAGGCUUUCCAUCGGGUGAGGGCAUUCUUGGGUCCAUUC
This is a messenger RNA of Cuscuta epithymum, 836 nucleotides long. NCBI's taxonomy places the organism in Eukaryota, Viridiplantae, Streptophyta, Magnoliopsida, Solanales, Convolvulaceae. The record is from the annotation of a GenBank genome assembly.